GUCAGAUUUAGUUAAGAAAUUAAGGCGUUUGAUCGUGGACGAAUGGAUUUUGAACGCUGACACUUACAAUUUAUUUUUGUUGAAUGGUACUGAUAUAGAAAAAGAGGCAUCUUUGUUUCUUCAAGAUGGAUUUUUCGAUGGUGCAUUAGGUGAUGCCAUGCCUUUAGCAGCAGCAAACAUUCUUGGUAUUUUCAUAACAAUCGUAACAGAUCAUGAGUCUAAUCCAUUACUUAUCGUGCAACCUCCUCCAAGUAAGGUUUUAACAACCGAAACUGUUAUUCACAUGUCCCUGCGACAACUGGAAAAAGUAGCUCACUAUGAUGCCUUAAUACCCUAUACCAAUCGGAUAGC
Molecule: messenger RNA, 351 nt
Organism: Owenia fusiformis
Lineage: Eukaryota; Metazoa; Annelida; Polychaeta; Sabellida; Oweniidae
Source: the annotation of a GenBank genome assembly